Molecule: messenger RNA, 5584 nt
Organism: Syngnathoides biaculeatus (alligator pipefish)
Lineage: Eukaryota; Metazoa; Chordata; Actinopteri; Syngnathiformes; Syngnathidae
Gene: paqr4a
Product: progestin and adipoQ receptor family member IVa
Exons: 3
Coding region: 644-1570 (308 amino acids)
Cellular component (GO): membrane
Molecular function (GO): signaling receptor activity
Source: RefSeq, a predicted model, not a curated record
GCUGAUCCAGGGCUGGCUUGCGGGUACACCACGGCCGCCCAUUCAGAUCCAAAAGGGGAAAAAAUCUUCCAUUGAGCGCAAUGACGAUAGUGGCGACAAUGUUCCAUGUAGAGAAGCCGGUAAGCAGCGACCCCUCACCCCAGGGCUUCAGGACAGCGGUAGCCCGGCGUUGCUAACUCCAAUCUCAGCACCGAGAACCCCUUUCGUUUCCCGGUUAGACUUUCGAGGAGCACCUGGGACGGGGGAGACGGCAGCCUCCUGACGUCCAGGAUGCAAACGCCGUGACCGGGGUUGGGAAUCGAGGCGAGUCGGUCGUGGAGAUCCCCCUCCGGAGCUGCAUGGACGCGCGCCGGACGCCGGCAGCAUCCGUGCCCGUGACGCGGCCGCAUCCCGGGUCAGGAUGCUAGCAACGAGGAAGCGUCUCUGACAUGAAGACGAGGCGAGCUGUGGGCUUGUGUCCUUUGGGUGCGACGCCGACAUUGUCCCCAUGACUCACCCGUGCGGACUUCGUCAUGUACGCGACCGGCCGUGCGGCGCCACAACCCGGCGGAUGACCCUGAGCCAGGUAGCGGCGGGCCCGGCGCUGGGCCGCCUUCCCCGGGUACGGCAGUAGAGACCCAGAGGCCAGCGAAUCCAUUUGGAAAUGGUGUCCCACAAGGUUCUCGUGGCCGUCCUCUUGCUCAACGUGUACAUCGGCGUGCAGUCCGUCCAGUGCUUGUUCGGCGGUGUGCUGCUGUCGGCGGUUUUCGCCUUGGCCUUCCUGAGCGGACCGCGGCUCCUGGACUGGGCCAGCUCGCCCCCGCACCUGCAGUUCAACAAGUACGUUCUGACCGGGUAUCGGCCCGUCUCCUCGGUGCAGGACUGCAUCCGCAGCCUCUUCUACCUGCACAACGAGCUGGGGAACAUCUACACUCACGGGAUCCCUCUGCUGUGCUUCCUGGUGCUGCUACCGCUCAACAUCCCCUGGUCCCAGAUCAGCGUGACAUGGCUGGCCGUGGUGCACUUCCUGGCUUGCCUGUCCCCACAGCUGGGCUCGGUGCUCUACCACCUCUUCAUGAACCAUGAGGGGGGAGAGCCCGUCUACCACACCCUCCUCAAGCUGGAUGUGUGCGGCAUUUGCAUGAUCAACACACUGGGAGCGCUGCCAAUCCUGUACAGCACUUUGCUGUGUUACCCGCUGAUCCGCACGGUGGCGCUGUCCGUCUACAUCCUGCUGUCCAGCUACGGCAUCUACUGCGCGGUGACGGCGCGCAGUAGUGUGCGGCGCCUGCGUUCCUUCGCCUGGCAGGCUGUUUUCCGCUUCUCCUUCUUCGUGCUGCGCUGGGCGGGGGUGGGCGGCGGCAGCCCCACCUCACUGCGCCACUUCCUCACCAUGGACGCGCUGGCCGUGCUCGGCGGCGUCAUCAACAUCGCCCGCAUCCCCGAGCGCUUCCGCCCCGGCCUCUUUGACUACUGGUGCAACAGCCACCAGAUCAUGCACGUGCUGGUGGUGGGCUCUAUCCUCUACCUGCACUGGGGCGUCCUGGACGACCUGCUGUGGAUCAACAGCUACAACUGUCCUUCGGACUGAGGCCGCCUCAGUUUCCAUCCCCUAAUCUUCUCCCCCCUUUUUCGUCACAGUAGUAGAAGACGAUGUAAAGCAGAGGUGGGGGGGAUUUAAGUCACACGACUUGGCUCGAUUCUGACUUAAGUCACCAAUUUCAGAACUUGAGACUUUCUCGGGUAAAACUUGGGAAAAACUUGACUUGACGACUUGAAUUAAAAUGAACACCUGUUUAUCACAAGAGACACUUUGAUGAUACGUCUGCGAUAUUGAAAGAACAUGAAAACACGUUUUAAAUACCAUUAUUACUCCCACAUGCUAGAAAACAUAUUCAAACUUAUGAAAAAACUUUUUAAAGUGCAGUGAACGCCUGCAUAUUAGCCAUUCGCAAUGCGUGAAUUCACCUAUUUUGUUUUUAUAAGCUAUUUUUAUUAUUCGCAAAAAAAACAAAACUUUUUCUGAUUUUGGUCUCAACCUAAAGAAACAAGUUUUGAUUUGGCAGCAUCUUGGUGUUUAGGAACGACUAUGUUGAAGUGAGUUGACGACUCAUUUAAACAAAGUAGGGCUAUGCUGCCAUCAUAUGGUAUCCUGGUGUCAAGGAAGUAGUAAAGGACGUUCAUCUUGCGAUAUAUAGUCCUUUGCCACCGUCUUGUGGCAGGUUUGUGUCCUGGCACUAUGUGGCAAUUUGGGAUCAAGGAACCAUGUUGAAUUUUAGUUUUGCCGUGACAGACAUAGUUCUUUGCCUUCAUCUUGUGGCAUGUUAGUGUUAAGAAACUAUGUUCACGUGAAUUGAGUUGAGGAAAAUAUUACUUUGCCAUCCUGUGGCAUCUUAGUAUCAAAACUGUGUUGAAUUGAGUUGAGGAGUUUCAUCCGGACAAAUAGUGUUUUGCUGCCAUCUUGUGUUUUAGCGGCCAAAGAACUAUGUUGAAGUAGGUUAAGAAAAUAUUGAUUUGAAACCUUCUUGUGGCCUAUUGGUGGUGGUGGUGGUGGUGGGGGGGGGACGGACCAUGUUAAACUAAGUUGAAGAGUUUUGUCUAGUGGAAAAUAGUGUGUUCCACCAUCUUGUGGCAUCCAGGUCUCAAGGAACAAUGUGUGAAGUGAGUUUAGAGAAAAAAAUAGUGCUUUCCUGCCAUCUUGUGUUAGUACAGGCAGAUAUACAGAUAGUGAUUGCAAUGUGGCUAAUGGAUGGAUACUGUAUAAUUAUACAAGGUUGCAUAACUGACCUUAUGACACGCUUAACUCAUGAAACAACUUGACUCCACUUGACUCAACGCACACGCAAACACACACUUGAGACUUACGUGACUUGCUCCCACCUCUGCUGUAAAGUCAGGCUCCUGAGGUUCCCGAGGAAGUGAGUUAGUGGAUGUGAAUGGCUUAGAUGUCGGUGGAGCUACUAAUGCACCCAUAUCAAUGACAUCACACAUAAAGUCACCACAUACACAGUAGGGCUGCACGAUAUUUGGGAAAAAAAACGACAUAAGGAUAAGGAUUUUAAUCCUAUAUAUAAUAUAUGUAUAUAUUCUGAUGUGAAAUAAUACAGUAUCCGUGUUGGGAAAGUUCAUAUUCUGCACAACCAAGUUCUGAGUUGAAGUCAUAAUUCUCAAUAAUAAUAAUAAAUAAUUCAUAGUUGAUGAUUCAAAAAUUUGAACUAAGUUCACUCGUCCAAAUUAACUAGUUCAUGGUUCUUUUUUUUUUUCAAAAUUGACAGAAUACGUAUGACCUUCAAAAAACUGGAAUUGCAUUUCCCCAUUUUUGCCACCCAGUCACUCAUCACUAGUAGCCAUCGAGGACGAAUGAUUUGGCAUACUGCCCAUCACAAUUGGCAGCAAAAAUGGUGGCAGGACGUUGAUAACUUUGCAAUCUAACCAGCUGUGAUUGACGAUAUGAAUUAUGUAGAAAAUAUUACUUAUAUUACAAGACAAAAUAAGUUCCAUAAUAUCAGUGUAAUGACACAGUGUUUUAACUAAAGCACUCUGAUACAAAAAAAUAUUUCAAGUAAUCAUUUUUUACAAUUCUGUGUUGUUUUUACAAAAGAAUCAAUCACUCCCAUUUACACAGUGUCCCUGAACGCAUCUCGUGCCCUCGCUGCAGCCGCAUGGCUGCCUACCGCAGUUUCUUUCAUUCUGAAGAGAAAAAUGGGAAAUACUCCCAGUGCAAAUAUUUCCCAUGUCCUCUUUCAUGUUGGCCAUACAAGGAGAUAAGUAUACAACACUGUGGGCAGCCCUGUGUGUUUUUUGAAGUGUUAUAAUUAUAUUAUAUAUUAUAGUUAUUAUAAUAGUAAUAUGGGUGCUUAUCUUAUUAGCAUGUCCAAACAAGUCCCUCUGCUAGUAUUACAGUUGAUUCUCUGUAUUUUAGAGUACACCAACAUCGCAAUGGACCCUGUAAUGGGAUUAUUGCACACCUGUACAAUGCGAUGAGGACGCUCACACAAUAUAUCGUGCAGCCCUAAUGCACAGUAUGUUUGAAAACUUAGGUCAAAGAAAUAUGUUGAUUAUGUAUGUCAACACAGCAUGAACAAUAUAUUACAUCUCAAAAUGGGACAAAAAUGCCAAUUUCCAUCUUUUUCCAUUAAGUGGCACCACUACACAGGAACCUCUCAUGUCAAACGCAUCGUCCAGCUUUCCUGUGUGGAGUUUAAGUUAACUUCUGUUAAAUACUUCAAAAGAAGAACAUUUCACAAAUGUGAUUGGAAGUGUUGGUAGAAGCAGCUCUAUAAAAACAGCAGUAAAUGUUUUUCACAUUUUUCUGUAUCUUUUUUUUUGAGACAUUUUUAUUAUGUCAUACAUGUAAGAUUUUUUAAGCACUGUUAAAUAGUUUAAAACAAGAAAACAGUCCCAAACUGUUUUUACAUUAUAUUACCUGUUUUUGCAUUUUUGAGAGUCAUGCAAGUGAAAAAAUAUUAAGUUAAACACUGUUAAAUACUUGAAGGAUUCGCAUCACUAUUUGGAUUGAUUGCGAUUCAUCUUUUUUUACACAUUUUCGACUGGCAUGCGUAAAAAAAUAAAUUAACCACUUUUAAAUAGUUUGAAUUACGAAAAACAGCCUCACGUUUAGGGUUGUUUCAGACGCACCUUGCUUUUUCUUUUUUUGGUAAUGUUUUUACAUGUGUCAAAAGAGAGAUUCGCCAAAAAGCCAAAAGGACAAGCUUUUGACAUAAAAGGUUCAACUGUAGUUGUGCAUAGAGCCACAAGAUACAUUGUGCAUUUACUGGUUUCAUGAAAAUGUACACAUUUUUCUCAUUGUUUGUUGUUUCUGUUUUUUUUUUUUUUUUAUAUAUAUAUAUAUAUAUAUAUAAGAAUUGUUUAGAUGGAACCACUUCUCUGCACUUUUAUUUCAGGAUGUAUGUAUGUACUCGCAAAAAAGCGAGUCCCUGUCACUGGUCCUCUGUCUCACUUUUCUAAAUUUGCACGGCAAUGUUAAAGUUUGAUUUGUUGCCAAUGCAUGAGAGUCGCUAGCAAGUUAGCUUGUGUCUAGCCUCGCGUUCAUUUCUUGGCUCUCAAAAGGGCUCAGAGUCUAUAGAAGUAAUCUAAAUAUAUCAUGUACAGUAUGUAAGAUCAUGUAUGCUGUACAUACAUAAAAGCAGUAUAAUUUUUAGAGAGAAAAUGGACACUAGCACGGGUAAAUCUAUGCAUAAGUCAAAUACAGGGAACAUGGACGUUCUCUCCCAGCUCUCAGGGUGCCGUAACAGUAGCUGGACGGCCGAGCCUUCUGUCCGGUUGAUUAUUCGACUUUCUUGCCGUGUAUUUUGGCAUGUAAUGGCACCACGUGGGAAGCGGAACCUGUCCAAUAAAAUGGCCUCAGGAUGGCACCGCAAACCAAUAGAGUUGUGCUUUUUAAAAAUAGAAUAGGAAUACAGUUAUAUCAGGUGCCGGAUAGCCUUUUAGUUUCCAAAGGGAAUCGAUCGCUAUUCUAGUGGGCAGAGUGAGGACAUGGUGGACUGUUGCGCCAUUAGGGAGCUCAAGGUGGUGCUGUUUAGUGGACCGAGUGAAGCGUCACGCCAAUAACCUGUCUGUGCGCCACUAUUGAUUGUGCAAUAAA